Helianthus annuus (common sunflower) is the source of this 540-nucleotide messenger RNA. Its product is annotated as serine/arginine-rich splicing factor 2-like. The transcript has a single exon. The coding region runs from base 1 to 540 and encodes 179 amino acids. Gene Ontology annotation, molecular function: RNA binding. Lineage: Eukaryota; Viridiplantae; Streptophyta; Magnoliopsida; Asterales; Asteraceae. The record is from RefSeq and is a predicted model, not a curated record.
AUGGAGCACAAUACAUGUUGCGAAGGUGAAGAAGACGAUGGUAGUGGACCUUGGAGGGAUGUUCAGUAUCAGAAAUAUAGAAGAAACCCCAGAAACGGGGUUGAGAUGACGUUCAUAGUGCAGAACCUACCGGACCGAACGACAAAAAUGGUGUUAUGGAGAGCUUUUCAGCCACACGGUUUCGUGUCGGAUGCUUAUGUAGCACGUAAGAAGGAUAAGAGAGGCAACAGUUUUGGGUUUGUUCGAUACAAGGGAGUGGAAAAUUUGGAUGCAACUUUGGCAGGUAUGAAUACGGUAAAAAUCUUUGAAGCAAAGGUGUUGGUGUCUCUUGCAAAGUAUGAUAAGAAUCACAACAAGUUCAUCUACACGGCAAAGUUUAUGGGCGAAAAAGUAUGGAGGCCAAAGGAUUCUGCUCAGACCUUCCAACGUAAUAAAGAUAGCGCGUUCCGGAGUGCGGAGUUAAGGGAAGGUCAGUCGUUUGCUAGUUUAUUCCAAAGGAAAACCAAGUUCCGAACACGGGUGCAAAAACCAUCUCGGUAG